AUGCGAUCAUAUCUCCCCGCUUUAGUCCUUUUCCUCGCUACGGCCUCGGCCUCUCCUCUCCAAAAACGAGAUCUCCAGUGGUCCUUGGAAUGGUCAUUCGAUCUUUUCCCAACAAUUCAAUGCAAUCAAACCGGUGAUCUUCAUACUGGCAUUGGUAGCACAGGCUGCCGUGCAGACUUGCAUAGUGUUGCCUCAGCAUAUCGAUUAAAUCAGGUGUCAGAGGGGUGUCAAAUCGAGUUUUUCGAUAAUACCAUGUGUGAUGCGACCGAGACAACCUCCGACAUUACGGGCUCCAGUAGCAAUACAGGGACAUGUCAGAUCCCCGCGCUGACACGGCGGUACGGAUCUUAUCAGGUUACUUGUGAUGGAAUGGGCGAAUUGAGGUGA
Molecule: messenger RNA, 387 nt
Organism: Penicillium malachiteum
Lineage: Eukaryota; Fungi; Ascomycota; Eurotiomycetes; Eurotiales; Aspergillaceae
Exons: 1
Coding region: 1-387 (128 amino acids)
Source: RefSeq, a predicted model, not a curated record